GGCUCGCUCUCUCUAUUCCAUAUCUAUCUGGGUUGCUCUUAAAUGUAUCAACGGUGUCGACUUGUCAGUAGGAGGACGUAAGGUCAUAAGCGGUACCAGAAGUGCAACUCUAUAUAUUCAUUUCCUGAGAAGCACUGAAGACAAUAUGCUCUACAUAGAUGAUACAGGCUCUUUUAACGGGACCAGAAGUCCUGCCACCAAGAUGGGCCUCCAGCGCAUUCCACUGGUCUUGUUGGCAUGCGGCUCCUUCAACCCCAUCACCAACCAGCACAUGAGGCUGUUUGAGCUGGCCAGAGAUCACAUGCACGGCACCGGUCAGUACCAGGUGGUCGGCGGGAUAGUGUCUCCAGUUAGCGACGGCUAUGGGAAACAGGGCCUGGUCCAGUCCAAGCACAGAAUAGCCAUGGCAAAGCUGGCACUGCAGACCUCUAACUGGGUCACGGUUGAUGACUGGGAGAGCCGUCAGCCGGACUGGACUGAAACGGUGGUGACUCUGAGGCACCAUUAUGGGCGUAUUCAGAAAGAGUACCAGCAGAGAACUGGCUCCGAUGGAAACACUCCUUCCAUCUUAAGUCCUCAGUUAAAGCUCCUCUGCGGGGCUGACUUCCUUGACACCUUUGAAAUCCCAGGUAUGUGGCUGGAUGAGCACGUGGAGGAGCUGGUCGGACGUUUCGGCCUUGUCUGCGUGAGUCGCGGGGGACUACAGCCUGAGAGAGCCAUACAUGAGUCCGACAUCCUCUCUCGCCACAAGAGGAACAUUUUCCUGGUGAGAGAAUGGGUCCGGAAUGAAACCAGCGCCACGGAGGUCCGCCGAGCUCUGAGGAGGGGACUGAGCGUGAAGUACCUGAUUCCCGAUGCGGUGAUCGAAUAUAUCCACCAGCACCAGCUAUACACGGAGGACAGCGAGCGCAGGAAUAAGGAUGCCGUGCUGAGGCCUCUGGCCAAGCAGGCACAGCAGCCAGUGGAGAGUCUGGAUGACUGACAGAGCGUAGCUGCUGCUGCUGCGAUACAUCACUGGAGUUAUUCAAGUGUGAAUUCCACCACAGAUCUGUGCUUCUCUUCUGGGAAUGAAGGCUCUCUUUGCUUCCACCUCACUGCAGUCUGGCUGAGAUUUGAACCAUUUGUCUUCUAAGAUGGCUUAGUUUGGGAGUGCGUUGUAGGGCCAUCAUUUUCCAUAUAAAUUUGGGACGUUUCAUAACAUAGUGGGGAGUAUUUUCUUGACUAUUUUCAAAAUUGGGGGUUAACUAUGAUGGCAUUCAAAACACUUCAAAACGUGUGUGCUCUGUUUUAUUACUUUUCCACAUUUCCAAACUUGUGCUGCUUCUCAAAUGUGUGAAAUAAAAUGGCGUGUUGAA
Synchiropus splendidus (mandarinfish) is the source of this 1355-nucleotide messenger RNA. It is a transcript of the gene nmnat3, whose product is annotated as nicotinamide nucleotide adenylyltransferase 3. The transcript is spliced from 5 exons. Bases 146 to 982 code for a protein of 278 amino acids. Lineage: Eukaryota; Metazoa; Chordata; Actinopteri; Syngnathiformes; Callionymidae. Gene Ontology annotation, biological process: NAD+ biosynthetic process. Gene Ontology annotation, cellular component: mitochondrion. The record is from RefSeq and is a predicted model, not a curated record. Gene Ontology annotation, molecular function: nicotinate-nucleotide adenylyltransferase activity; nicotinamide-nucleotide adenylyltransferase activity.